This is a messenger RNA of Bombus terrestris (buff-tailed bumblebee), 1785 nucleotides long. Its product is annotated as sorting and assembly machinery component 50 homolog. Gene Ontology annotation, cellular component: SAM complex; outer membrane. Bases 182 to 1693 code for a protein of 503 amino acids. Lineage: Eukaryota; Metazoa; Arthropoda; Insecta; Hymenoptera; Apidae. The record is from RefSeq and is a predicted model, not a curated record. Gene Ontology annotation, biological process: protein insertion into mitochondrial outer membrane; mitochondrial respiratory chain complex assembly. The transcript has 8 exons.
GCGAUAUCAUAGAACCGGUAUUGAGAAUACCACAUUGCCCUAUUCUCAGUCAUUCCGAAUAUUUGAUUUAAAAAAAUUUACAUUUAUUUUUUACUAAGCAUUAAAAGAGAUCUGACAUAAUUUAUUAUAUGAUUUUAAUGUGAAUUCUUAUGCAAAUAGUAAAAAUUAAUUUCUAAUAAAAAUGGGAACUGUUCAUGCGAAGGAAUCAAAUAUGUUUAGAAAUACAAACGAAUCUUCAAAUAAUGAAAGACAAAAUUUCAAAAAAGAUAAUCCUUCUUCACAUAUUCAUGAGAAGAUGAAUUUAUUUGAAAAAAGGAAAGAGAAAUCCAUUGAUCUUCAUUCAGUGAAGGCAAAAGUUGAUAGAAUACAUGUAGAUGGACUCAGAAGAACAAAAGAUGACAUAAUAAAAGCCCAAGUAACAGAAUUGUUUAAAGCUGAAGAUUUUUAUGAUAUUAUUUUACGUGCCUAUAAAGUGAGAGAAAAAUUGCAAGGUUUAGGAUGUUUUGGGAAUAUUGGAAUUUACAUUGAUACCAGUCAAGGUCCUCAUGCUACCCCAGAAGGCGUUGAAGUGGGUCUAUAUAAUUACACACUAAUUCAACAAAAAAUAAUUCUUUUUCAGGUUACUUUUAUAGUACAUGAAAUGAGACGUCUAACAGGUGGAAUUAGCACUAUGGUUGGAAAUAAUGAAGGUUCAGUUAUUAUUCAAGGAAAAGCACCCAAUUUAUUUGGAAGAGGAGAACGUCUUCAGAUGGAAUACUCUUAUGGUUCAAAAAGUUCAACUAAUAUAAGUAUAUCUGCUGUUAAACCAUUUAUAGGCAGCUGGCAUCAUAAAGUAUUAACUGGCAGUGUAUUUAACACAUCAAAUAGGUUCCCAUGGUCUGGUUUUAGUCAAUGUGAUAAAGGUUUAUUAUUAGAUAUUGCUUUUAACACAGAUGGGGCAGGUAUACUGAAGCAUAAUUUACAAUAUGAAGCUACAUAUAGGGAGAUUAUUUCGUCCAAACAAGCGUCGUUUCGCGUUAGAGAACAAUGCGGUCCAAAUUUGAAAUCUGCACUGCGACAUAUUUGUUCCAUCGAUAAAAGAGACUCGUUAAUAUUUCCUACUAUGGGAAGUCUCGUACAAUUUUCGACAGAAGUAGCUGGUCUCGGAGGAGAUAUUGGAUUUGUUAAAAAUGAACUUAUCAUGCAAACUAAUUGGACGCCUCAUGAAUAUGCAACCUUCCAGCUGGGUUUUCAAUCUGGAUUGCUUCGAGGAAUCAGCAAUGAUAUGAAAAUAAAUAUCGCCGAUCAAUUUUUCUUGGGUGGACCAUUGAAUCUUAGAGGAUUCGAUAUGAGAGGUUGUGGACCUCGUCACGAUGGAAAUUCAAUUGGAGGCGAUGUAUAUUGGGCACUUGCGCUUCAUUUAUACACACCACUGCCAUUUAGACCCGGUCGUCACGGUUUCGGUGAUUUGUUCAGGUUACAUGGUUUCAUCAAUGGUGGAAAUGUAUCAAAUUUCACUUUCAAAUUUGCGAAUGAUUAUAAGGAAAAUAUGAAAAUUUUUAAGGAAAAUGUUCGUUGUGCAGUUGGCGGGGGUAUUGCGAUGAAACUUGGAGAUAUAGCGAGAGUAGAAUUAAACUUAGUUAUGCCUUUGUUAUUUGUCAGAAGCGAUGUAUUGCAACAAUUUCAAUUCGGGCUUGGAUUGCAGUACUUAUAAAUAACUUUUUGGGAUAGUAAAUUGUAUAUUCUAUACUAUUUUUAUGUCAAUCGUACGCAUUUAAUGUAAAAUAAAUUACGAUUAUAAAUUUA